GGCUGGAGCUGUUGGGUGGGGGCGAGUGAGUUCUGCUGACAGGCGGCGGAUCCAGGCUCCGGGGAGGAGGCCGCGAUUGACGGGGCCGGGAAGCGCCGUCAGGCGGUCCUGAGGCAGCGGCGGCUGCGGGGGCCGCCGGUCGGGAGAUGCUGUCGACGGCGGGAGAGAGUCCGUGGCAGUUGGAGGCGGAGAGCAGACAGGAACAUUGGAAGCUUUUGGGAAGCUUGAGGACCACUGUGGAGGGGCUGCUGUCAACAAAUAACCCCAAUGUCUGGUCCAAGUAUGGUGGGUUAGAGCGACUCUGUAAAGACAUGAACAACAUCAUGUGUCACGGACUUGUGGAGGAGAAGGUAUAUUCACAGGAGAAGGAUUACUGGGCAUUCGUAAAAGAUGUUUGCUGGGUCAGCCCUCGCUUUGCUCACCAUAUUGAGCAGUUUAUGGACCUUGAUGAACAAUCUCGGAGUUGGUCUGCCCCAAAAAGUAAUUCUCACAAAGCAGAAUGCUGGCUUUAUCACAGCCUACAACUACACUGCCUGUCCUCCCAACUCAAACCACUGCUCAGUAACUAUCAGCACACCAGGAAAUUCUACAAAGAAUCUGCUUUUCUGUUGAGUGACGCCCAUGUGACUGCUAUGUUCCAAUGUUUGGAGGCUGUGGAACAGAAUAAUCCCAAAAUCCUUGCUCAGAUUGAUGCGUCAGUGUUUGCUCGGAGAUGCAGCUGUUCCUUGACAAUGAUGAAAAGUCGGAGUUUAACUGGGUUACCUGCGUUUAAGUGUGUACCUCCUGUGGAGGGAGUCCAGAGGAGACAUACUGCUUCAUAUACCAGCCUUGCAUACCAUUCUUCAAGUGGGAUUAUUCCAGACAAUGCAUCGGCAAGUUUCUUCAAUGCAAGCCACCCUCAACAAGAACCCAAAAAGAGAAUGUCUCCAAUAUUGCUGGAUUCCCAAGACGUGCCAGUGUCUAAUCAGGUUUCCGUAAUCCCACAAUUCAAUAUCAUUCCUGCUAUUGAGCCAUUUUCUCCUGUCAGUGAAACAACAGUCAGUACUCCUAUUAGCCACAGUGAGGACACGUGGAAUGAAGUACAAGAUGAAGGAUCAAAUGAAAUGGAUGAUGGACCCGAGUACUUGGCUAUUGGGAACCUAGGGCGGAGGGAUUGCAGUUCAAGCCAGUACAGUGGUACCUCCUCUGGUUCUGGGUGUGCAAAGCCACCAGGUAAACCUACAAAACAAGUUCCUACCAUUAGCUGCAGUACCACUCUGCUGGCUCUCCCAAGACGUUCCAGUUUCUCUGAGGCUGAGACCCUGGAACGACACGGCAGUUUCAAGAAAAGCCAUGUUCGUUCCCAUUCUGACACAGGUUUAGCAGCUGCAAGGACAUCGCGGACAGGAGACAUCCGAGAAAUCACUCUUAUAGUGGAGGAUCCAGUGGAAGAAUCCCAGGCAGAUGUCCCAAACAUGAAGGAAUAUGGCCCGUUCUCAGCUCAGAGUAGUGAGGUCAGCACUCCGAGCUCACCGUACAUGGAAGGUGAAGGUGUGAAGUAUAUAAGCAGCUCUGAUGGACUGUUCCGUCGUCCCUCCCAAGGCCAGUCACUGAUCAGCUACCUGUCUGAGCAGGAUUUUGGAAGUUGUGCUGAUUUGGAAAAGGAGAACGCUCAUUUCAGUAUCUCAGAGUCGCUGAUUGCUGCCAUUGAGCUGAUGAAGUGUAAUCUAAUGAAGAAGCAAAUGGAGGACGACGACGAGGACAGUGACAAGGAAAUACAGGAGCUCAAACAGAAAAUUCGCAUUCGACGUCAGCAGAUCCGGAACAAGAAAUUCCCGCCGGGAAUCCAGGAUGCCGAGUCUGACACCUUUACCACCACUGAGAGCGGGUCUCCCAUCAGCUCACACGGCUCUGCACCUCUGACUGAUUCAGGAUCCACAGAUGGAGUGGAUGAAUUUGAGCUAAAAGAUGGUAUUGAUGAGUCAAAUCUCAUUCAUAUGUCUGCGAAUGGGCUCUCAACAUCAAUGGCAUCCUUGUUUUCAGAUGCAGAUAUAAAGAGGAGUGUGGCUUCAAGCAACAAGUCUAGGAUGAAUUCCGCACCCAUCUCAUUCUCAUUUCUUCAUUCAAACUCGGCUGAAGCUGUUGCCAUGGGCCUUCUGAGGCAGUUUGAGGGGAUGCAGCUUCCGGCUGCUUCUGAGCUGGACUGGCUGGUUCCAGAACACGAUGCUCCUCAGAAGCUUUUGCCAAUUCCGGACUCCUUUCCAGUGUCCCCUGAUGACGGGGAACAUGCUGACAUUUACAAAUUACGGAUCCGGGUCCGAGGAAAUCUGGAAUGGGCGCCACCUCGACCACAAAUCAUCUUCAACAUUCACCCAUCGCCCAAGAGGAAGGUGGUCGUAGCCAAACAGAAUUACCGCUGUGCAGGAUGUGGCAUCCGAGUGGAGCCAGACUAUAUCAAGAGGUUGCGCUACUGCGAGUACCUGGGCAAGUAUUUCUGUCAGUGCUGCCACGAGAAUGCCCAGGCAAUUGUUCCAAGCCGAAUCAUGCGGAAAUGGGAUUUCAGCAAGUAUUACGUCAGUAACUUUUCCAAGGAUUUGUUGAGUAAGAUCUGGAAUGAUCCGCUUUUUAAUGUUCAGGACAUCAACAGUGCUUUAUAUCGCAAAGUGAAAUCCCUGGAUCAAGUCAGAAUGCUGAGAAUUCAGUUGGUUCACAUGAAGAAUCUGUUCAAGACGUGUCGGUUGGCAAAGACUCUCCUUGAUACCUUUGACACAGAACCUGGCCACCUUACUGAGGACCUCCACCUGUAUUCGUUGAAUGACCUGACAGCGGUAAAGAAAGGGGAGCUGACUGGUAGGCUCAGGGAGCUGGUGAAGACUGGAUUGGCACAUGUGGCGAAGUGUGUGCUUUGUCAAGCAAAAGGCUUCAUCUGUGAGUUCUGCAGUGACGACACUGACAUCAUCUUCCCUUUUGAGCUGAACAAAUGCAAGCGUUGUGAAGAAUGUAAAGCGUGUUAUCACAAAUCCUGUUUCACGUCCGAUCAGUGUCCUCGGUGUGAGAGGUUGCAAGCUCGGAGAGAACUGCUUGCCAGACAAAACACUGAACUAUACUUUUCCGAUCCAGAAGACGCACCCAGAAAGCAGCGAUUGUGACUCGUGAGAGGAGGUUAUAGACCAUUUGAAUGUUUGAAGUUCAAUUUAUUUUGAUGCACUAUCUCUAUAUGGGAGUUUGUAUUAGUCUUUCUGUCCUCUGUGUGCUAUAAUGAAGAUGCAAUCUGUAUUGCCAGAUGCAGACACCUUGGCAAGUGCUCCUUCUUGUGCUGAUGAAUGUUAAUAAUUUACUUGUCCAUCCUGGCUGCUUAAUGAGUUUAUUUAGAAGAGUGAUAUUGCCUACUUUGCUUCAUUUCAUUGAGGCUGGACUGAGGAGCAAACCGUAAUAGCAAUCACUUGCUGGCCUGUUGCAAUAGGUUUCUGUCCUGCCCUGAUUACGUCACAUGCUUUCAAUUAGCUAAAUCUUCAAUGUGUCUCCACUCUUUUCACUCCCUCCAUCCACUUUCCUCCAUCUUGUCUUUCUCCUCAUCUGUGUCCUAUUUAUCCUGGAUGAAGGAGGAUAUGUUCAACAUUGAAGUCAUGGCGGGUAAAUAAAGAGCAAUUUUAAGUUAUAAAGGCAGUAAAGUAAUUCUCUGCCUCUAGUAUUGUGUACUCUUGUUGCUUUUAGCUGAUAUUGUGACUGAUGCCCAAUAUUGCUUGGUUCAGGUGCAGCACUAUAGUUUAUGCUACACUGGCCUCACCUGGUGUUUUGAGGGCAGGAACCACAGGGAUAAUGAUGUCAUUAUAUCAAUUAAUUUAUUUUAAAAAAUCCUUUAAAAACCAUGUUUGAAUAUGCAGGUUCUGCUCCAUGGUGCUGAUUAGUAUAUUGCCACCCUGUUAAGAGUUAGUGUAACGUACCUCAGGCAGUCAAUGAGGCCUGCAGAAGGAGUUUGUUGUAAACUUAGCCUUUGUUGGUCUGAGAAUGGGGCGGGUGCUGCCAUUUAAGAAUCAAAUACUAUAUAUGAUUGAAAAGAAACCAUUGCUGUGUCCUGGUCAUUACUGCCUCUAAGCGCUGAACCAUCAAAGCGCCACAUUGUAAGAGAUCCGGGGUGCUUGUGUCUUGUACAGUUAUUUUAUCAAGGCCAUUUGAUUGUACUUCCCCCAGUGGUUUAAUUGGAAAGCCACUGUAUAGUUGAAACCGAGUCACACAGGCGGUCACGUCCCAGGGUCAGUCUCCAGUCUAUGCUGGAAGCUAUAUUCGGCCUUGCUUCCUUAAGGUUAGGGAGGGAAAAGUCAGUCAGGGAUCCUGCUCCUGAUCCCUUUCCUUGUGACCUCUAUAAAAAGUGGAUAUACUGAGGUGACGGAAGGAUUAAACUCGAUUGAUGCGCCCAACUUCAUAUAGUUUGUUAGCAUUUGAUUCCGGGCUUGCAUGCAAAGACUGGUCACUUAGGUGAAGCAGCCUUAAAACUGUAAAAGCUUUCAGGAUAGUUGAAGUAAUGGAGAUUUUGUUUCAAAAUUUAUACAUGUAUUGAUUUUAAGCUUAAGUACUUGAUGGUUUUAGAGCUGGUGUAAAUGAGCAAUGCAAACAGACUAGUAUUCAUCACUUUUCCCCACUUUAGAAAGGUGCUGGCUGACUGAUUCAGAACUGUAAUGUUUAUUGCACUCCUGCCGAUUGUGAAUGCAACAAAUGUGAAAGUAAGCCACAUAGACUACAAGGAUCCCAAUUUAUGGAGUCCUGUAGCUCAGUGGUUAGAGCACUCGCUUUGCAAGCGAGAGACCUGAGUUCAAUUCCAGGCAGAGGGCGAAACCUUGGGCAAGUUUCCUUACUCCACACACCUAAUAAU
Molecule: messenger RNA, 4849 nt
Organism: Callorhinchus milii (elephant shark)
Lineage: Eukaryota; Metazoa; Chordata; Chondrichthyes; Chimaeriformes; Callorhinchidae
Gene: rubcn
Product: rubicon autophagy regulator
Exons: 22
Coding region: 147-3128 (993 amino acids)
Biological process (GO): negative regulation of endocytosis; negative regulation of autophagosome maturation
Cellular component (GO): late endosome; early endosome
Molecular function (GO): phosphatidylinositol phosphate binding
Source: RefSeq, a predicted model, not a curated record